This is a messenger RNA of Kalmanozyma brasiliensis GHG001, 660 nucleotides long. RefSeq names its product Peptidase M76, ATP23. NCBI's taxonomy places the organism in Eukaryota, Fungi, Basidiomycota, Ustilaginomycetes, Ustilaginales. The coding region runs from base 1 to 660 and encodes 219 amino acids. Gene Ontology annotation, cellular component: extrinsic component of mitochondrial inner membrane. The record is from RefSeq and is a predicted model, not a curated record. The transcript has 2 exons. Gene Ontology annotation, biological process: mitochondrial proton-transporting ATP synthase complex assembly; mitochondrial protein processing. Gene Ontology annotation, molecular function: metalloendopeptidase activity.
AUGCCAGCAACAAUACCGACACCCCCUCAUCUCGAGACCAAGCAAGAGACCGCCGAGCGCGAACGAUGCGAGCAAUGGACCGAUCAGCUCUUCCGCACUUCGCCCAUGGUCCGAUUCAUGUCGAAACACCUCACCCUGCUUGAUUGCAAUCCGACAUCACCCCUCCCCGCACCGACAUCUUCGUCAUCCUCAAGCCCAUCACCACCGUCCCAGCCGAAACUCGUCAUUGCGCCGUGUCCGCCCGACACAGCAGGCGGCUUCUCGCCCUCGAUCCCUGGCGAGCCUACCAGCCACUCUUCGAUCCUCAUCUGCUCGAACCGCAUUAUGAACAAGUCGCAUCUCGAAGACACGCUCUCGCACGAAAUGGUACACUGGUACGACCAUUGCCGAUUCCUCGUCGACUGGACAAAUCUGAGGCAUCUUGCCUGCUCCGAGAUCCGCGCCAACAGCCUCAGCGGUGACUGCGGCUUCGGCAGAGAGUACACAAGGAAGAACUACGCCUUCAAGCUGCAACAUCAGACGUGUGUCAAGAGGAGAGCAGUGAUGAGCAUCAUGGCGAAUCCGGACUGCGGUGGCGAUCAGGACAAGGCCGAGAGGGUGGUGGACGAGGUGUUUGAGAGUUGUUUCGGCGACACAAGGCCGUUUGACGAGAUCUACUGA